Molecule: messenger RNA, 2837 nt
Organism: Hordeum vulgare subsp. vulgare (domesticated barley)
Lineage: Eukaryota; Viridiplantae; Streptophyta; Magnoliopsida; Poales; Poaceae
Product: structural maintenance of chromosomes protein 5-like
Exons: 5
Coding region: 1-1059 (352 amino acids)
Biological process (GO): double-strand break repair via homologous recombination
Cellular component (GO): Smc5-Smc6 complex
Molecular function (GO): ATP binding; ATP hydrolysis activity
Source: RefSeq, a predicted model, not a curated record
AUGCAGUUUGGCCUCAGGGAAACGGAUCCGGAUGGAGUCACCUCCACUUAUGGGGAUGGGCCCGGCCGUCGUGCCGCUGACUGGCGGCCCCAGCCGUCAGUUUCUUCCUUAACCUCCUGCUCGUAUGCAGGGGAGGCAGGGAGGCUGGAGGAGCUUGCGUCGGCGCUCGUUCCGGCGGCUCCAGCAGCCCCGGGUGCAGCUCGGGCCACCGACUGGUUUGGGAGCUACGUCGCACCCAACUCGCCCAAGCCCAAAGCCACCAAUGCGGUUGCCUUCCAUUUUUUUCCUCCAAAUUCCCCACCCCGUCCAGUCCCGUCCCGCCGAACAGCCCAAACCCCAAAGCCCUACCAACCCAUUCCCCCGGCCGCCGCCGCCGCCGUCCAUGGCGCCCGCCCGUGCCGCCCCAAGCUCGAGCCCUAUGCCUCCGCCUCCACCUCCGCCGCGCAGCAUCAGCAUCAGCGGGGCGACGAUGACUACGUGUCGGGCAACAUCAUGGAGAUCGAGCUCUGCAACUUCAUGACCUACGACCGCCUGGUCAGCCGCCCCGGCCCGCGCCUCAACCUCGUCGUCGGCCCCAACGGUUCCGGCAAGAGCUCCCUCGUUUGCGCCAUCGCGCUCGCCCUCGCCACCGACCCCUCUAUCCUCGGCAGGGCCUCCAGCGUCAGGGCCUUUGUCAAGCGCGGCGAGGAGUCCGACCACGUCCGCCUCUCCCUCCGCUCCCAGUCACAGGCCAGCGACAUCCACAUCACCCGCAAGGUCGAUACCAACAAUAAGUCUGAGUGGCUACUCGACGGCACUUCUGUCCCCAAGAAGGAUAUCAUCGACGUCAUCAAGAAGUUCAACAUCCAAAUCAAUAACCUCACUCAGUUCUUGCCGCAAGAUCGGGUCUGUGAGUUUGCAAAGCUCACCCCCAUCCAGCUGCUAGAAGAGACAGAGAAGGCUGUGGGCGAUCCCAACUUACCUGUUCAGCAUCGCCAGCUUAUAGAACGGAGCAGGGAGCUCAGGAAUAUUGAAGUGGUAAACAUCAAUCCUUCCAUGUUUUCCCUGUUCAACAUCUGACAGUGUUGACAAUUCUCGCAUGCACAUAAAAAACAUUUUAAAUCGGUUGCUGCGGGUGGCGGUGCUCUGGGGUGCAAGGGUAGCGUGGUGCACAACUCCGACUGUUGAAGACACUGCGGCACAACCACGUCGGUCUGUGUGCAGCCCCAGUUCUUCAACACUAACCUGACCUUCCAUAAGUGGGCGUUCAGAGGUUUGGCGCCCUUGCCUAUCCAUUCUCUGAAUCGGUUUGGUGUGGUGGAGAUGUAAGUGUCUGAUAGUCUUCAGUUUGUUAGAACAAAGGGUACGAGGUAAAUACAAGAUUCAUUGCUUGCUGGUUUGUUACGAUAUUUCACCUGAUGGGAGAUAAGAUGAAUUACUUGCUGGUUUGGUAUGAUAUUUGGCCUGACUGGAGAAAAGAUGAAUUACUUGCUGGUUUAUCUGAGUAACUUGGUUGCAUUAAUACUAAAAACACAUGUUAUCUGUUUCUCCCUUGCUAUUUCUAUCUAGGGAAGAUUAUAGUUUGACCAUGGAGUAGAAAUCAAAUGCUUCAUAUUGGAAUGUUUGUUGGAUAAGAAGGUACAAAAACUAAACGGUGUUCUCAUGGCUUUUCUUAUUUAUGUUUGGUGUUCAAGAUACUUAUGCCACCAUGUAAAAUAUUUAUCUAAUAACUUCUCUCUUGUUGUGCAGCUAUAUCGGAACCUCUUGAUAAUGCAGUAGAUGAGCUUUGUAAUAUCUUCUACCAUCUUAUAUGAACUAGAUACUCGCUAAUUUAAAUUGUUUGAUCAUACUCAAACGCUUGAAACACGAAGUAUUCUAUUGUAAGCUGAAAAAUUGUGAUGUCACAUUCAUGUUUCUCGAAAAACACUCUAUACUGCUAUCACAUUUAUUUGUUUAUUUUGUUGCAUUUGUGUAUUAUAACUCAAUGCUCUGUUGAUCAGCGUGUUGGUAACUUCGCUCCCUAACACAUGCCUCAUCUCUGAUGGCGGCGACAUGGAACAACACUUCUGUGCGAUUAGUACUGUAACUUUGUGAACUGAAAUUAUUAUAACCAGUGUUACAAAUGUUUGCCGAGGAAAAGUCCUUCCAGCAAAAGAAGAUCCGGAGGCAGGUUUCCUAUCUUGACCAGUAUUUCCUUUUGUUCCUAAUUGUUGGCUCUUUCCUAUGGAAGCUCUGGAAAAAAAUGAAGUGUCCUAAAAUUAAGGACUAAUGCUUUUGACAUCUGAUUUGAGAAAACUGAUUUACAAAAUAUAACUAGAAGGCAGAUUGUAGCAUUCAUCAUUGCUAUCUUAUACAAAGACAGUUGGCGUCUAGAGUGACGCCGUCGACGAGCAAGUCGGCGUCUGUGAAGCUUCGCUGGAGCCAUUCCAGCUCUUCCAGAGUCAUAAGGAGAGCCUGAAGUCAGGCGAAGCUGUGGAGCCAGGACACCAACGGUGCUAAGCCAUUUUCCAUCGAGAGGACAAUGGCUGCCAUCAGGGACCUCCAGACCAAGCUCAAGAUCUCCCUCGCCUCCGUUGAUGCCGUGUUUCAAGAGGGUUAUCACCAUCCACGACGGCGAGCUAAUGCGGUAGCUCGUGGUGCUGAUCUGAAUGUAUAUGUUUCUGUUAUAGUGUGCUCGAUCUAAUGAUGUAUCUUAUGUUGCCAAACAACAAAAUGCUCCUGCCGAUGCUUGCAUGUGAUGACAUGGCAUUUCAGUUUCUUCCUCGCAUGAUGUUCCAAUGUAAUAAGUCAAUCGAGAAUUGCAUGUACAUGUGCUUCUAUCAGAUAAAAAAAUGAAAGUGAAAAAGGACGUUCAUCUA